UUCGAAACUAAGGCCUAUUCAAUGAAACGCCGGGAGACGUAAACUUUUUUUUCGUCUCCAGAAUAACUAAAAAAAUUGGGACCAAAAUCCAGGGGUCUCUCACUUGGUCCUCCCCUUGUUAGUUAUGAAAACUCUAACGGUGUAGAUAUCUUUAAUAUAAUUCAAUUACAAGGAAACCUAAAUUGUUAAAUGUUUGAUUAAACAAUAUAAACGGAAACGGUGCGCAUCGGCGCGGAAGAAAGUGCAAAGAUGUUCUCUUUGAUAGAACUCCGAUACGGAAACAAACUAAAUGACUAGAGCGUUCGGUUAAAUUACCUUACGGGUCACUCAAACAGACUCGGAUACGUUGAUAACAUUUUAAGCGGAGUUGCCGUGAGGCGGCGAACUCGUGAAGCGGUCAAACGAAUCACGAUUGGCCUGCGCGACGGUCGGUUGCGAUCGCGGAAUCGACGGUGCGCGGCGUAGUGGACAGUUCCGCGAUACGCGAGAGUCGUCUUCGUUUAGAGACCUAAGUGGUCUCACCCCGCGGGGUGUUGUCACUCCGUGAAGGUAGGUUUACGAAUUGAGCCGGGGAACGGCGUCGAGUAUCUCUGACGACGGGGUUGGUCUCGAGAAUCCCCAAGAACGGACGUGCGGGACGGACGAUUCCUAUUGGCCGAGAAUACCCAGCCGCGGGAACGACGAGUAUGCCCGUCGCGGACGGUGGACGGGAUUGGCCGAGUAUUCUCAGCCGUUAGGAACGACAAGUAUGCCCGUCGUGAGAUAGUUGGAACGAGAAUGCCCGUUCCUGAGAAAGUGCUCGAGAAUACCCAAGCUAGGAAGCGACGAGGAUACCCAGCGCAAGAAAGGAGUAGAUGCGAGAUUGGUGGCUUGGAGUGAUCUGACUUCAGCUGCCUUCUGUCGGCUUAUAUAUUGGUCCACGUGGCUGGACGUACCAAUCAACGCGCGCGGCCGGGCCGGCGGAAGUGGGAAUGCUUAGGCCUGUUCUACAAUAAUCGUGUGUCGCUGUCGGGUGUCGUUAGUCGCUUGUCGCACGUUGGAUGUCGGAUGUGAAUACGACUUGCUAUUCUACAAUUGAGGGUGCGUUCCACUUAUCGCCCACAACGCUCGCAACGCCUGAAAACCCGUUCCACAUAACGACCGCGACGAUUAUGGUCGCGUUCACAACGUCAUAGAUGACGUCAUUACUCGCGACCGCAUCGAGCUCACGACGCUCAUGGUUUAUCGGUGGGUCAGCGCGGUCGUCGCUUCUAGUCUUCUGCUACGUGGUUAGAAACUCAUCAUUAAAAACUUUUCAUAAUGGAAAAGGUUUCAUUAUAUGAUCCAGAAAAAGAUGUAGUUGUAGAUGUUUAUCUUUCUCCGGAAGAUAUUUUACGUGCGCAACGAGAAUGUGCUAUAUUUUAACAUAAUAUUUUCUUGGACUUUAGAUAUGGCCUUUGCAACGUCUUUAUUAAAUGCAGCCACAAAAGAUAAAGAAUUGACAGAAAAAACAACUAUCGAACCAGACCUAACCCAACAAAUCACUGAAACAAAUACCGAAACGAGUGCCGAAACAGAAACUGAAAAUCAAAAUGAUGACACUGGUUCUCUAUAUAGAUGGUCAACAGCUGCUGUAUUGCUAUUGUUAGAUACAUAUAAAACAUUCGAAGAUAAAUUUUCUAGUGGAAAAUGUUCACAGAAAAAAAUCUGGGAGGAAAUUAGUGAUGUUCUUGCUGAAAAAGGACAUAUGAUCACGGGACCACAAUGUGCAGCGAAAUUGAGAAGCCUGAAAAAAUCUUAUAAAAGUGUUAAGGAUCACAAUAGUCGAUCAGGCAGUGAUAGGCGAACUUGGCAGUUUUAUGAGAUUAUGGAUGAAAUUUUUUCAAAAAGAGCUUGGUGCUCACCAAUCGCCGUUGCAUCAUCAACAGGACUUUCCAUUAAGCAGGACAAAGGGCCUACAUCUGAUUCAUCAACAGAAAAUCUAGUCCUAAAGGAAAGAAGUCUUAACAGAAAAGAAUCGUCAACAUCUAAAGAAAACAUAUGCAAUAUUCUUAAGAAGAGGCUUAUUCAAAAAAAUGAACAAGAAGAAGCAAAAGCCAAAAGGCAUAAAGAAAGAAUGGAAAUGGACGAGAAAUUUCUUCAAAUUUUGACCAAAAUAAGUGAGAAACAGUGAGUGCUUUAUAUUUAAGAAACUAAUAUUUUUCCGUUGAUUUUUAAAAUCAUCAUAUUAAAACUCUAUUCUAUAAGAUGUAACUUUACAUUUUUCGUAUUUUUUGUUAUUUAAAUUUAUUCAAAUUUUAUUUCAUUUAUAUAGUUUACUUAAAAUGUUUAUUUCUAAGCAUAAUAUAUUAAUAAUGACAUUGUUUUGUGUGAUAUAAAAAAAUAUUAAUUUUAUUCGUCUACGAGAGUUAAGACUAAUGUUCAAUAUAUAUCUUUAAGACUAAUGUUCGUUAUAUAAUAAUAGCUGUGUUAUCACAUAAGUUUACAUUAUAAUUAUAACUACAUCUGUAAUUAGGUUAAAAAAUGAAACGAAUUUUAUGUUUUUAUUAUAAUAUUUUUAAGUGUAUUUUUAUAAAUUUGUAAACUUAUAACUGUAAAGAAUUCAUAAUUAAAUUUCUUUUGGCAAUUC
Molecule: messenger RNA, 2608 nt
Organism: Solenopsis invicta (red fire ant)
Lineage: Eukaryota; Metazoa; Arthropoda; Insecta; Hymenoptera; Formicidae
Exons: 5
Coding region: 1346-2152 (268 amino acids)
Source: RefSeq, a predicted model, not a curated record